Messenger RNA from Diabrotica virgifera virgifera (western corn rootworm), 764 nucleotides. RefSeq names its product jerky protein-like. The coding region runs from base 264 to 620 and encodes 118 amino acids. The record is from RefSeq and is a predicted model, not a curated record. Gene Ontology annotation, molecular function: DNA binding. Gene Ontology annotation, cellular component: nucleus. Lineage: Eukaryota; Metazoa; Arthropoda; Insecta; Coleoptera; Chrysomelidae. The transcript has a single exon.
AGUAUCCUUUAUUUAUUUCAAACUGUCUUAGCAUUGUUUAAAAAAGACUAAAAGACUAUUAAAAAAUUAUUUUUUAAACAAUGGUCUUAGUCUUCACUGUUACUAAAUAACAUAAUAUCGUUGCGAUUGAGACCGUAUUGUGUGUAGUACAGUCGUAUUGUUCGCUUCCGUUCUGUAAUCGUUCGUAAAUCUAUUCAGAUUUUGUGUUUGCGUGUUUUUUUGUCUACGUAAGGGCAACAAAACGUAAACAUGUUGUAGUGACAAUGGAAAAGAAACUAGAAGCAUUAGGUAGAAUUGAUAAAGGCGAAUCUUCAAAAACAAUUGCAGCAUCAUAUGGUGUCGGUACAUCUACAGUAUCGGAUUGGAAGAAAAACAGAACUAAAAUCGAAGAAUUUUGUUUCAAAAUGAUAACAAAAGACAGUUUGGACAAUCGGCGCAAAGCUAACAAAGCUAAAAAUGAGACUCUCGACGACACUUUGUAUGUGUGGUUUUGUACGGAAUGCGAACGUGGUUUACCAGUGUCUGGACCAUUUAUUCAAGAAUCAGUACUCAAGCUGAAUAAAAUGUUGCCUGAUUGUGAACCAAAUUUCACUGCGAGUCAAGGUUGGCUGAAUAGAUAGAAAAAACGUCAUGGAAUACGCCAACUAUCUGUAAGUAUACCGUAUUUUGUUAAUUUUUACCAUUUUCUCCGGCUAACCCGGAUUUUCGAUAACCCGGAUCGGCCGCGGUCCCGAUUAAUCCGAGUUAACGAGGUUCCACUGUAA